GGAAAACGUUCUCUUCUACAAGAUGGCUCCGAAGAAACCAACUUCUGCUGUCAAAAAAGUCGGCGAAAAGAAACAACCGCCGAAGGCCGUCAAGUCCAAGGACAAGAAACCAGCCCCUAAAAAGGAUUUGAAAAAGAAAGGUGGCGUGGUAAAGGCUAAAGCUAAAAAGGCUCAAAAGGCCCAACUUAAGGGAGUGUUUGCCAAGCGUCAACGUAAAAUUCGCACGUCCGUACAUUUUAGACGCCCAAAAACCCUUUCCCUAACGAGAAGACCUCGUUGUCCUAAGAGAUCAACUCCUCGUUCGAACAAGCUUGAUCAAUUUACUAUCAUUAAGUUCCCGCUGACCACUGAAUCGGCAAUGAAGAAAAUUGAAGAUAACAACACGCUUGUAUUUAUCGUCGAUAAAAAAUCGGACAAGAAGAAGGUUCGGAUGGCUGUUAAGAAAUUGUAUUCUAUCGAGGUGGAGAAAGUUAACACUUUAAUCCGACCGGACGGAGAAAAGAAAGCCUUCGUUAAGCUAAAGUCUGACUACGAUGCCCUCGAUGUCGCCAACAAAAUCGGCAUUAUCUAA
Molecule: messenger RNA, 571 nt
Organism: Dimorphilus gyrociliatus
Lineage: Eukaryota; Metazoa; Annelida; Polychaeta; Dinophilidae
Source: the annotation of a GenBank genome assembly